Musa acuminata AAA Group (dessert banana) is the source of this 2727-nucleotide messenger RNA. RefSeq names its product protein JOKA2-like. Lineage: Eukaryota; Viridiplantae; Streptophyta; Magnoliopsida; Zingiberales; Musaceae. The record is from RefSeq and is a predicted model, not a curated record. The transcript has 5 exons. The coding region runs from base 273 to 899 and encodes 208 amino acids.
UCUGUAACGCCAACGGAGGUGAACGAGUAAAAGGGAAGAAAUGCGGUGCGAACAGUCCGUGCCGUCUCUCGAGCGGCUCGGGCUCCGCUCUCCGCGACGAGCUCCCACUACUGCCCGCCUUUCCCCCCUCGACCUCUCCGUUCCCCUUUAUCUCUCUGUCGCGUCGUUCCUGUGGAGAUUUUAGGGUUAAGGCUCCUCCUCGAUCCCGCUUCGCCCGCAGCUGCGGCUCACCCGAGACGCUGACACACUUCUUGCUGAUCGAUUCCCCGCGGAUGGGGCCCCGCGCCAACGAGCGGGAUUUCGUGAUCAAGGUAAAGUGUGGUGAAACACUCAAAUGGUUUAGUACCUGCAUCUAUGGAGACAUGAUAGACCACAACAUGACUAGACUGAGAAAGAAGAUUAUCAACCUUUUCAAGCUCAGUCCAGAAGCUGAUUUUGUUCGUAUCUAUAUUGAUGUAGAUGGUGACAUUGUAGCACUAGAUGAUGAUGAUGAGUUGCAUGAAACUGCAAUUAAUCAACCCUUGAAUCCUCUUAGGAUCAGUGUUUUGUUGAGAUCAAAUGCUAGUGAUGGGCAUGACCUGAAACAUGAGAACAUGAGCUCUGCAACUGCAGUGCCACCACAAGUAGAUAAGCAGCCAUUUGAAUUUAGUUCUGUUAUUAAUGAAGCAUUCAGAUCUGUCCCUGGACAAUUUUGUACCACACUUUCCAACAUCUCUCAUGAUUUCCUUUCAAAGGCUGCAUCAUCUGCACCAGCAAUAGCUGAUGUUCUAGACCACUUUUCCAAGUUAGAAAUACCGAGUUGUAGUCAGACUGUCAACAGCUCAACUGGUGAACCAUCAGGAACACCUAGUCAGUUGACAAGUCAGCCAAAGAAUCAUAACAUCAGCAGGGAACCAUAAGUUCCAAGUACCUCUGCUCCAGUAUCAACAAUUCUGAUCCAGUUUCAGAGAACCUGCAUGAGCAUGAGUGUGGUAAUGGAAAUCAGGUUGGUAUAGUUAAGACUCGUACCUCUCAUGAUUUUAACAAAUAUAGUUCUCAUUUUCCAACAUUUGAGCAAGCAUCUGGGCACCCUGACAUCAUUUUGAUCACCAAUGAGUUCUCACCUCUCUGAUCAUCAAAAGGAAAGUGGUAGUUUUGUUUGUAAUGGAAAAUCUGUUAUGGCUGCUAACUCCAUUGUGCCGUGUGAGCAGAUUGCAGAACAAAAUAAUGAAACAUUUAAUCCUUCUCCUUCCCCGACUAAUGUGCAUGGAUUUAUUGGCAUGGUGGCUGGUGACAACAGUAAACAACCUCCAACUAGUGCAGCCCCUUCGAGAGCACUAACUGACUUUAGUUUCCAGGGUGGCAAGCAGCAUGGCACUACAGCUACAGCUGAUCUUCCUUCUCCAAAUGGCUUGCACUCCGUUGACCAUUCUAACCAGAGGGAUGAUGUAUAUAAUGAUAACGGCCAUCCUUUUCACGGGGGAAUUAGAUGUGAUGGCUGUGGAAUGUACCCAAUCAUUGGUCCAUGAUUCAGAUCUCUAAUGUGAAGGAAGACUGAUUUAUGUACCGUUUGUUUCUCUAAGACGAGUAAAGAAGCUGACUUUACCAGGAUUGACAUGGUUCAUUUAUCUCAUAAUACAGCAUAGUCUAAUCGUCUAUUUACUUAAUUUAAUUUCAUAAUAUAAGAUGCGCUAACUGCUUCUGCAUUCUUAAUUCCAGCAUUCUAGACAUCGGAUCUCCUCACCUCAUUUACAUGGUUUUGGUGUGAGGCGAUCAAGACCAAAAUUAGAAAGUUGCUUUAUCAGAAUAUAACUGUGUUAGAUGGAACCUUGAUGCCUCCUUCGACUCGUUUUACUAAGAUAUGGCGGAUGCAAAAUAAUGGUACUACCCGAUGGCCUUACAGAACAAAGCUUGUUUGGGCUGGUGGUGAUAAAUUUGCUAACAAGGACUACUGUCCUUGCAAAGAACUGCCAUUUUCAACUUACUAGAUGAGCCAUGAAGUUAGAAUCUCAAUCCAUGCAGAUUCCUGUUGAUGGAAUUUCUGUGAACAAGGAAGUUGAUGUUGCAGUUGAUCUCACCUCACCAGCAGUGCCUUGCCUGGUAGGUAUUUUUCAUAUUGGAGAUUGGCGUCACCUUUUGGUCAAAUGCUUGGACAACGAGUUUGGGUUCAUAUUGAGUCAUACAGAUGGAUAUCUCUCAACCAAACUCUGCUACUGGAGGUCUCAAUCCUGAUUUGAAUUUGCCACCUGAAAACACUAGUCGAGGUUGGCUUGGAACAAUAGAUGCUGAACCCUUUCAUAAUGUUGCUCCUAAACCCAUUUCCAGCAACACUUCAGGUGAACUGGUUAAGCCAUUUGUCAAUCAAAUCCCAAAUUUAUGGUUGUCAUCCUCUUACCAUUAAGGGAACCGCACAGCCUGCAUCUAUGGUGCUUCCUCCUGUAUCAUAUCCUAACAUUAAUUCGACAGUGUCCGAAUGGGUUUCUCAGAGAGGGCGAGGAACAAGGAACCACUAAUAAAUAGCGGUGGCAGCGUUAAGCAAGUUUAAUGGGAUCUUCUUGUUGGAGACAAAGCUUCUUAUUUCCAAACAAGUCUGUAAAUAAUUAUGUACAACCACGUGAUGAUGAUACUGUUUCUUCCCUGGAUAGAUUUUUUACUGUUUUCUGCUUCAGUACUACACUGGCCGCAACUUAUGUAUUAUCUGCAAUAAUAUUUUGGAGCAUUAAACAGAUCCUUUAUCUUUCUUUUGCA